CAGGUAUAAGAAAGGCGAGUCUGUGAUAAUUUUCUCAUUCUGCGUGUACAAAACAUCAGGAGAUGUCAGGACGAGGAAAAACCAGCGGCAAAGCUCGGGCCAAGGCCAAGUCUCGCUCAUCCCGGGCUGGACUGCAGUUCCCGGUCGGUCGUGUUCACAGGCACUUGAGGAAGGGCAACUAUGCUCAGCGGGUGGGUGCAGGAGCCCCUGUCUAUCUGGCUGCUGUGCUCGAGUAUCUGACGGCUGAAAUCCUCGAGCUGGCCGGCAACGCAGCCCGGGACAACAAGAAGAGCCGCAUCAUCCCCAGACAUCUGCAGCUGGCCGUCCGCAACGACGAGGAGCUCAACAAGCUGCUGGGAGGGGUGACCAUCGCUCAGGGCGGUGUAUUGCCCAAUAUCCAGGCCGUGCUGUUACCCAAGAAAACCGGCGGUACGAACAAGUAAGCCAGAGAAACUCAACAGUGACCCAAAGGCUCUUUUCAGAGCCACUCACCAUGUCUGUGGAAGGGCUGAUCAUCGAUUAUGCUUAGUGCGGGACAAGUGUUCCUUGUCGAAAAUUGAGUUGUUUACACAGUGGUAGACCAACUGCCUUAGAGCGCCAGAGACCCUGGUCCGAUC
Messenger RNA from Leucoraja erinaceus (little skate), 617 nucleotides. RefSeq names its product histone H2AX-like. The transcript has a single exon. Gene Ontology annotation, cellular component: nucleosome. Lineage: Eukaryota; Metazoa; Chordata; Chondrichthyes; Rajiformes; Rajidae. Gene Ontology annotation, molecular function: structural constituent of chromatin; protein heterodimerization activity; DNA binding. The record is from RefSeq and is a predicted model, not a curated record. Bases 63 to 443 code for a protein of 126 amino acids.